AUGUCUACAAGUAAAAGCCGCUCCAAUACAAUAUCAAAUAAUGGCAGUACAAGUAAUACUGGUGCAACAACAAACAGUGGUGAUACAAAUAAUAAUGUAAAUAAUGACAAUGAAGCCCAAGUUAUAAAUCAUUGUUUUGAAAAAUGCACAUUAAAUCACUAUACAAUAUGCCAUCACUGCAACAGACAAAUAUUAGGUAUUAAUAAUGUUUCACACAUUUGUGGUAAUUGUUCAUUAUACUUUCAUUCAAGAUGUGUUGAUGAAAUUAAAAAGAAAAAAUUGGAGAAUAAAUGUUUAGGACCUCCAAAACAAAAAAAAGUUUGGAAAAUUGCCUUGAUUCCCAGUUUAUUCAAGAGUAUAUUUUCAAAAUCUUCAUCAAGUGUUAUAUUGGGGUAUGGACAACAAUUAGUUGAUGAAAAUACAUUUACAAGAGAAACAAUUAAAAUUUGGAUAGAUUUAAUGAGAGUUGAAGAUGACAAAUAUAUAUUUAAUUCAAAAUACUAUGAUAUUUUUGAUAAUUUAAAAAUAUCAGAAGAACUAUUCGAUUUUUUAAUUAGUAUGAUUUUAGGCGAUGAUAUAAAUCCAUCAUUAAUAAAGCUUGAUUUUCCAGAAACCCUCAGUCCAAACUAUUCAAUUUUAAAUCAAGAAUUAAAUAAUGGUACUAUUAAUAAUACUAAUAUCAACAACAACAACAAUAACAAUAAUAAUAAUAAUAGCAAUAAUAAUAAUAAUAAUAAUAAUAAUAAUAAUAAUAAUAAUAAUAAUAAUAAUAAUAACAAUACAUUAGAUAUACCAUUUUCACCAAAAUCUUUAUUUAGUUCAUUAGAGUUAUCAGCAAACUCUAGUGUAUUAAAUGGCUAUGAUAUGUCAGAUAUUGAAAGAGAUGACUACACAAAUACAAUUAAUAGUAGUAGUUAUAGUCAACAUAAAGCAAAUUUAGAAGCAUUAAGAUCAGUUAGCUACUAUAGUAACUUUAGUAACUCGACCAAACUAACCAAUACUUCAACUGGCAAUGGUAAUAUCUCACCGAGAUCCUCACCCCCAUCGAUUGGUACCAAUACACCAACAACUACAACUACUACAGCAACUACAACAACCACAACUACUACAAAAAAGAAUAGAAAGAACCAAAGCUUUAAUAAUGGUACCAUUAAUAGUACGAACUCCAAUAACUCAAUAAAAAGCGGUAGAGGAAAGAGUUCAAAUAGAAUGAAAACAUUAAAAAGAGUUCCUACAAUAAUAAUUAGUAAGAGAAUCAAAUCACAGAGGAAUAGAUUAAGCCGUGCCUACUUAAUAAGUGAUCAAUAUAAAUGGUGUAGUCAAAUGAUAGCCCUAAAUAUUUUAUAUAGAGUUAUGUUUAACGAAAAGAAUAUGAAUUAUUUCUUAAAUGACUACAAUAUGGUAUCAUUAGGUAUGCUUUAUCAUGUAUUUAUUGAAAGAUUAAAAAGCGUUACAUUAGAAAAUGACAUUACAAUAAUGAAAAAUAAUUGUAAAUUGUUAUUAUCCAUCUUAUUUAGAUUAUUAGAUUUUGAAACAAUAUUAAAAGUCAAUUCAGAGAAAUUUAUAAUAGGUAAAACAAAAUUAUCAAAAGAUGAAGUUGAAAUAUUUGAAAAAGUGGUAUUAUUGAUAGCAAAAUAUUUUCAUUUAGAGCCAUAUCACAGUUUAAUCGAAAGAAAUCCAGAGUGGAUAGAUAUGCUUAUUAAUUACAGUUGUCAACAUAGAGUGGGCAUUCUAAACAAAGAAAUUAGUCUUGGGGAACUUAUUUUUGAUCAUGAAAUUUAUAACUCACCAUUAUGUAUUGUAUACAAAGGUAACUACAAUGGAAUGGAAGUAGCUGUUAAAGUAUUUUCUAAUGAGAGUUUGGUUUUUGAUUGGACAUCAAUCUUUAAAGAAGUCACUAUUAUUUGUGCAACCCAACACCCAAAAGUUGUAAAAUGUUAUGGUGCCAAUACACUUACAAACAAACCAUUUAUUGUCACCGAAUUAUGUAGUCGUGGUACUUUAUUGCACGCUAUUAAAAACGAAAAACCACCCCCAUCAAUACCUUUAUUAAUCAAUAUGGCGAUCGAUGCUUCUCAGGCUUUAGAGUUUAUUCAUUCAAAAAAUAUAAUCCAUCGUGACGUUAAACCCGAUAAUUUUUUGGUCAAUGAUAAUUGGGAAGUUAAAUUAAUCGAUUUUGGUGUAUCUCGUUUCAUGCAAUUUCGUUUAAAUAUGACUUUGGUGGGCACACCUGUAUAUAUGAGCGAAGAAGUGCUCUCUGGUAACCAAUAUCAACAAUCUGCUGACGUAUAUUCAUUUGGAAUAGUACUUUGGGAAAUGUUCACUCAGAGAAUUCCUUUCGAUAACAUGUCUCGCGUUGAACAUUAUGUUUUCGUUCAAGGUGGGGGAAGACCACAUAUUCCCGAUACAUUACCUCCAAAAAUCUCAUUCCUAAUCCAAAAUUGCUGGCAAUCAGAUGCUGAUAGAAGACCAACCUUUAGGGAAAUUUUAGAUAUUUUUUAUUCAAUUUUAAACCCACCACCAGAUAAUGACCAUUUAGUACCAGUAGUAACUCGUCUUUUAAACUCUCAAAUCAUUCAAUUAAAAGUUUUAAAAUAUUUGGAUACCCCUUCACUAUUAAACUGUGGUUUGGCCUCACGUCAACUAAGACAUAACCUUUAUAAUGGUAUUACUGUUGAAAAACCCUCAUUUAAAGAUUAUUGGAUAAGACUAUUAUCACUAUCAAAAUCUAAUUUUAGAAAUUCAAUUGAUAAACCAUUUAAUAACAAUAAUAAUACUAUUAGUAAUAACAAUAAUAACAGUCCCUCUAUUCAUUUAGAAAGCAAUACAAGUAGUAGUAGUCAAAAUCCUUCAAUUAUUGGUUCACCAGUAUAUUGUAUUCAUCCAUUUUCACCAUCAGCCCAAUCUCCCCAAAUUACAUCUGAAUCCUAUCCCCUAUCACCAUCUUUGGUUAUGCCAUUCUCUUUUCCAAAUAAUGUUGAAGUUGAUCAAAUCGAUUUCAAUAAGGAUAAAAUUUCAGAUUCAAGCAGUAAUAGCAAUUUAAACAAAAGUAAAAAUAAUACAGAACUAAAUAACAGCAAUAUAAAUAACAAUGGCAAUCAAAACAGUGAAAGUAAUAAUACUAAUCAUAAUGACAACAACAUUAAUAGUAAUACAAAAGACAAUAUCGAAGUUGUAAAUGAUUUUGAUGAUGAUAGUAUAAUAAUUAAUGGUGAUGCAAGUAAGAAUCAAAUUAUUCAGACCCAUUUUGAAUCAGAUUCAUCAAAUGAAAUUUCAGAUACAGAAGAAGAAGAACACUCAAUUAAAAGAUCAUAUACCCGACUCCCUCAAAUUCAUGAACCCUCCAUUGCUCCAUCAUUAACACUAUCAACCUCUCAAAAUGGCACCAAUAAACAAUUUCAAAUUUCACCUGCCAUAUCUGCAAUAUCACCUGUUAUUAAAGGGGAAUACUGCCAAUACUGUGCCUUUAAUGCCGAUUACUGGGGAAAGCAAUAUCACGAAAGUCUAUUUCUGGAAGACGAUCAAAGAUAUUAUCGUGAAAGACUACAUGGAUCACAAAAUUAUGAAAAAUUUGCCCUAGAAGAGGAACAAUUACAACAAAAACUACAACUAUACCAACAACAAAUAAAACAACAAAAACAACAUGAACUACCAUAUCAACAACAACUAGAACUAGAACAUCAACAGAAACAACAACUACGUCAACAACAACAACUACAAACACAACGACUAUACCAGCAACAUGAACAAGAACGACAACAACAACAACAAUUUCAAAGAAUGCAACAAGCACAACUAUUUCAUCAAAUUCAACAACAACAUCUACAACAACUUGAACAAAAAAAACAACAAAAGCUACAAAUACUACAACAACAAAGACAACAACAUUUUUUUAGUAGAUUCUUUUAA
This is a messenger RNA of Dictyostelium purpureum, 3909 nucleotides long. RefSeq lists its product as uncharacterized. Bases 1 to 3909 code for a protein of 1302 amino acids. Gene Ontology annotation, molecular function: protein kinase activity; protein binding; ATP binding. The record is from RefSeq and is a predicted model, not a curated record. The transcript is spliced from 6 exons. Gene Ontology annotation, biological process: protein phosphorylation. NCBI's taxonomy places the organism in Eukaryota, Evosea, Eumycetozoa, Dictyosteliales, Dictyosteliaceae.